Theileria equi strain WA is the source of this 252-nucleotide messenger RNA. RefSeq lists its product as hypothetical. The transcript is spliced from 4 exons. Gene Ontology annotation, molecular function: DNA binding. Lineage: Eukaryota; Apicomplexa; Aconoidasida; Piroplasmida; Theileriidae. The record is from RefSeq and is a predicted model, not a curated record. The coding region runs from base 1 to 252 and encodes 83 amino acids. Gene Ontology annotation, biological process: DNA replication.
AUGCAGUUUAUAGCGUUUCAGGGCAAGCCAGAGGGAGAUGUUGAGGCACUCUGCAGGGACAUUGUACACAACGGAUGGGACAUUGCCGCCAUUUUCCAACAGAUAAUCGAACGCGUGGUAUCGGACCCAAAUUUGGGUGACAUUGACAAGUCCAAGAUCGCUCUAGAGCUCGCAAAUAGGGACUAUGCUCUUCUUCAAGGUAUGGCAAUCCAUUUCUUAUUCAUUUUGACAAACUUGCAACAAUUCCUAUGA